UAAUACACUCGCUCCCUUUCUCUCGUUCGUUCACGCCGCCGCCUAACUCACCCGCUGCACCCUCCUCUCUCUGCACAGAAACCCCUAACCUCUGUGCUCAUCUCUGGUCUCUGCCGUCGUUGUCCACCCCAACAACCGCCGUCGUUCUCAGUCUCUCUCCCGGCGUUGUACUUAGUCUCUCCCCGCGUCGUUCAUUCUCAGAAUCUCUCUUCGCAUCGUUCGUUCUCAGUCUCAGAGCACCGUCGUUCUCUCUGCCAUCGCCGUGGUGCACCCGCGUCGUUCCGUGGCCGUUCAGCGUCAUCGUUCUCGCUGCUCAGCGCCGUCGUUCUCACUCCUCAGCGGCGUCGUCCUCAACAGGCAGCAGCGGCGUGGUUCUCAGCGAGUCAGCGUCGUCGUCGUUGUCAGCGACGUGCCGCCUUGUUGUUCCGUCUCUCCCCUUCAUCGCUGCACUUCCAAUGAAGCCUCAGCCUCAGUUUGAUAUCAGUUCAAGUGACAACAUUGGUGACACAGAAGGAGCAAUAGACCGCAGCAGUGAACAUCGGAUGUUACCACCUCCCGUGGACCGCCCUGUUCGUGUGUAUGCGGACGGCAUCUAUGAUCUCUUCCACUUCGGUCAUGCCCGCUCCCUGGAGCAAGCCAAGAAAUCAUUUCCGAAUACUUACUUGCUGGUGGGUUGCUGCAACGAUGAGAUCACCCACAAAUACAAAGGCAAAACUGUUAUGACUGAGGCCGAACGUUACGAAUCCCUUCGCCACUGCAAAUGGGUGGAUGAAGUCAUUCCCGAUGCUCCCUGGGUCAUCAACCAAGAGUUCCUCGAUAAGCACAACAUCGACUAUGUAGCUCACGACUCUCUUCCUUAUGCUGAUACAAGUGGUGCUGCCAAUGAUGUUUAUGAAUUUGUUAAAGCUAUUGGCAGAUUUAAGGAAACAAAACGAACAGAAGGAAUAUCCACAUCAGACAUUAUAAUGAGGAUUGUCAAGGAUUAUAACCAAUAUGUUCUGCGCAAUUUGGAUCGUGGCUACUCUAGGAAAGAACUCGGUGUCAGUUAUGUCAAGGAGAAGCGACUCAGGGUCAAUAGAAGGUUGAAAACAUUACAGGAGAAGGUCAAGGAGCACCAAGAAAAGGUUGGCGAAAAGAUCCAAAUUGUUAAAAGGACUGCCAGUAUGCACCGCAAUGAAUGGGUUGAAAAUGCUGAUCGUUGGGUUGCUGGAUUUCUUGAGAUGUUUGAAGAAGGUUGUCAUAAGAUGGGCACUGCUAUUAGGGAUCGAAUUCAAGAGAGGUUAAGAGGUCAACAAUCAAGAGACGGAUCUUUUCUUCUACAAAAUGGCAAGGAUGGUGUGGAUGUCGAUUCUGAUGAGUAUUACUAUGAUGAUGAUAGCGAAGAAGAAUAUUUUGAAGAGUAUUAUGAUGAUGACGAGGUCAAGCCUGAGAGUAAUCGGGAUGAAGAAAACAAAAAGUAGGUGUACUUCAAGGAAGGAGUUAGGAUCUUGGCGGAAUGUGCGUAACAACUGCCCAUGGGGAUUUCUGUAAUAUUAUGUGUUAUAUCUUGAAUUGUGGAAACAUGCUUCGGAGUUGCAUUGGGAACUUCCAUUUUGCUGGGUUUUUUUUUUUUUCUCUUUUUUAACUUAGUUUUGCUUGUGGAGUGCUAGUAUACAUGGAAAAUGAUGUUUGUGCAUAUGCUUAGUACCUAGACUUGCACUGGGCUUACAUGUUCGUGGUUAGUCAGUCAAGGAGUUGAUAUUAGAGGAGAAUUCUCAAUUCUGUAUCCUUUCUAUUUGUUUGUUUACUUUUGGGAAUUUUUCAUGAUAGAAUUAAGACAAAUAAAAAUUAAAAUAAACACGUAAUUUUGUUGUUGGCUUA
Messenger RNA from Arachis stenosperma, 1860 nucleotides. Its product is annotated as choline-phosphate cytidylyltransferase 2-like. The transcript is spliced from 10 exons. The record is from RefSeq and is a predicted model, not a curated record. Gene Ontology annotation, biological process: CDP-choline pathway. The coding region runs from base 456 to 1460 and encodes 334 amino acids. NCBI's taxonomy places the organism in Eukaryota, Viridiplantae, Streptophyta, Magnoliopsida, Fabales, Fabaceae. Gene Ontology annotation, molecular function: choline-phosphate cytidylyltransferase activity; phosphatidylcholine binding.